This is a messenger RNA of Coccidioides immitis RS, 324 nucleotides long. RefSeq lists its product as uncharacterized. The transcript is spliced from 2 exons. Lineage: Eukaryota; Fungi; Ascomycota; Eurotiomycetes; Onygenales; Onygenaceae. The record is from RefSeq and is a predicted model, not a curated record. The coding region runs from base 1 to 324 and encodes 107 amino acids.
AUGACGAACUUCGCCCCCGCCAUCGCCGCAAAUGUCUUUGGAACCAUCUUCGUCUUCUUCGGCGUCAACGCCGUCCUCCGUCCCGCCAACGCCCUCACCUUCUUCGAAUUCACACCUCCUUCAUCUCUGCAGGACAAAAAGAUGGUCAACAGCCUAAUGGCCGUCUACGGCGUGCGAGACAUCUUUAUGGGCGUGGCGAUGUACUCGGCUUCGUAUUUUGGAAACAAUCAGGUCCUGGGCUGGAUUUUGCUUGCGGCGAGUGGGGUUGCGUUCGCCGAUGGGAUUGGUGGAAUAGGAAUGGGUGAGAUAGUUUCCUCUAAAUGA